Ricinus communis (castor bean) is the source of this 1408-nucleotide messenger RNA. RefSeq lists its product as uncharacterized. Gene Ontology annotation, cellular component: plasma membrane. The coding region runs from base 218 to 979 and encodes 253 amino acids. The transcript is spliced from 2 exons. The record is from RefSeq and is a predicted model, not a curated record. NCBI's taxonomy places the organism in Eukaryota, Viridiplantae, Streptophyta, Magnoliopsida, Malpighiales, Euphorbiaceae.
AACUGAAUUUCUGCCACUGCCAAGCUUCCCUUCCCUUCCAUAAAGAGACAAUUCCUCAAUCUCUCACUUCAUAUUAUUACAUCCCGAUUCGAUUCCAUUAUCAUCGUCUCCAGUUUCCCUUUCUUUAAUCUCUCAUCUCAUUUCUCCCUGGAUCCACUUUUUUAAAUUUCAGAAUUAGCCUGAAUUUUUCCAAAAAAACUUACAAACAUCGCAUAAUAUGGCAGCACAGGAGCAGGCAAUGAAACCGAUUCUCCAAAAACCGCCAGGUUUCAGAGACCCAAGCAAACCAGUUCCAAGACCGCCGCCACCGUUGCGAAAGGCCGCCUUGCCACCUUCAUUCCAACCGAGAAAAAGACGCAAGAAUUACGGUGGUAUGUGCUGCCGCAUUCUUGUAAUUAUCUCAUUCACCGUCUUAUUAAUUCUCUUCAUCCUCGGCGGCGUUUUCUACCUAUGGUUCGAUCCAAAACUCCCCGUUUUCCACCUUCAGUCAUUCAAGAUUUCUUCCUUUCGCGUCACUACUAAACCCGACGGAACUUAUCUCAAUGCUGCCACUGUGGCAAGAGUAGAGGUCAGGAAUCCCAAUUCUAAGUUAACGUAUCGAUACAGUGAGUCUCAGGUCCAAAUGACACUCGGUCAGGAUCAGGGGACUCAAUUGGGUUCCAUGAGUUUACCUGGAUUCCUUCAGGAUAAAAAGAACACCACCAGUUUCAAGAUUCAGAUGAGUGUGAAGAAUGAGCUGAUUGAGGAUGGUGUUGGGUCCAGGCUUAAGUCUCAGUUCAAAAGUAGAAAAUUGGUGGUGAAUGUUCAGGUUACGACUAAAGUUGGAGUGGAUGUUCAAGGGUUGGAGAUUGGGAUGUUAGGGGUGGAUGUGUCGUGUGAUGGUAUUACAUUGAAGCAGAUUGAUGGCGAUGAUAUGCCUAAAUGCAGUAUCCACACACUCAAAUGGUGGAUGCAAACGUUAACGUAUCAGAUUGAUUAAGUGCAAGAAAACUGAUGUAGCCGCUGAAAGUCCAACCCUAUGACAUAAGGUGUCUCUUCUUUUAGGAGGUUGAUGAUUGCGUACGUUGAUCCGUUGGUGUCAAUGCCAACAGUAGAAUUCCUGUCAAGACCUGAAAUCUGAUUUUAUCGUUAGGAAUUUGGAUUCUUUCAUAUUUUAGUAUCAUCAUCAAUCAUACCCAAUUUUAUUUGCUUCAUCCCUCAUCAGGUCUCUCUUUUUGACAAAUCUCCGUUUGUUUAUCCGAAGUAACUAUAUAUAGUGAUCUGUGGAUUGACCUUGCUGAUGUAUAUUUGUUGAUUUGGGUGCAGGAUCAAUAUAAAUUGACAAAAACUUCUUGUGCAAGGAAGUAAAUGACGCUAAAAAGAAAGAUCGAUGAUACCAUACAUCGAAUUGCAGGCAAACAUUUGUUCC